AUAGUAUAAUGUGAGUGGACAUGGUGGAGAGAGUUGAAAGGGGUUUCCCCGAUUGGUUUCGAGAUGGUAUGGAUGACAAAGUUUGUUAAAUAUAUUGAGAUUCAUCCGCAACCUAAGAACUCUUCAUGCGGUCGAAAAGGAAAGAAUUUGGAUUAAAAAAAUGAAGUAAACUGAAUCCGCCACGAUGUGAAGCUGAGAGUUUAUCAUUAUGGGAUGGCAAACAUGGAACAUUGCGUCCGUGACAGUGAAAUUGGAGACGAUUGAGAGAAAAUGUAUUUAAAUCACAACUCUUCGUAGGAGAGGGACUCACAUCACUUCUGGGGAUCAAUGUUGUGGCAUCAAAGAUUUUUCUAUGAGAAUUCAUUUAUUGUAUCUAAUACUGUAUCAAAAUGGAUUUCAAGUCAGCUGUUUAUCUUUUCAUCUUCGGAAUAGCAUAUUUUUUUAUUGUACAAGUAGGAGCAAUAUCACAGUCAUCUAUUGUUCUGGAUAACGGAGGAUAUACCAAUAUUGUGGUAGCUAUUGAUGAAAGUCUGGAAGAGAAUGAUAGAUUGAUACCUGCAAUAAAGAAAAUUUUCAUCGAUGGGUCACGUUAUUUGUAUCAGGCGACACGAAAACGAGUAUACUUCAAAAGUGUCACCAUUUUAAUCCCAUCAAACUGGACAACAAGACCGGAGUAUCGAUCACCAGGACGAUUGACCUUUGACAUGGCUGACAUCCGGGUGGCACAGCCAAAUCCUCUGUGGGCCCCAGGUCCUUACACCCAUCAGGUCCAGGGAUGCGGAAAGCCCGGAAGCUACAUUCAUUUCAUCGAAGAAUUCCUGACGAACCCUGGAUACACGAAUUUUUAUGGACCCUUAGGAAAGGUGCUGGUACAUGAAUGGGGACAUCUCAGAUGGGGAUUAUUCAAUGAAUACCCGGAUCCAGUGGGUGACCAAAAUGACAUACGUCAUUUCUACCAGUCCAUGGAAGAUAGAAAAUACAAGCCCGUGGUGUGUAGCCUGGGAAUUGAGGUUACACCAAUGAUAACCAUCAGAUCAGAUGAGGACAAACAUCGCUAUGUAGAAUGCCAGGGAGACGAAGACAUUGGGUAUGAAGAAGGGUGUAUGGUAACGCCAAGAGGACCCGGGUCUGCUACUGGAUCUAUCAUGACUUCUCUUCUAAUAUUUGAAGAGAUAAGCAACUUUUGUGACAACGAUGAAAACGAUCCUGGUAACCUUCACAACAGAGAAGCACCCAACAAACACAAUCGUCUCUGUGAAUCAAGGAGUGCAUGGGAAGUUAUGAGGGAGCACGAAGACUUCAAAGACAACAACUCACCACCUCGGGAAUUGAGUGAUGUUGACAUUAUGCCAUCGUUUACACUGGCACAAGCUCGAAGUAGUGAUGACUGUCGUAUAGUCUUAGUCAUUGAUACAUCGGGGAGCAUGGAUACGAAUGGCAGAAUUACGAAAGCGGAGAGUGCAUCCACUGCUUUUAUUGAUCUGGUCACUGAAGGAACAUGGGUUGGUUUGGUUGGUUUUACCGAUAGCACUGAUAUAAUACAUGGGUUGAUACAGGUCAAUUCAUCAACCGAAAGAUCUUCGUUACUUGACAGCUUGAACCUUGUCGCAUCGGGCGGGACAUGUAUUGGAUGUGGUUUAGAGACUGGACUGCAGGUGUUGCGAGAACAUCCGUCAGGAGACCUUGCUGGAGCAGACAUUUUAUUGAUGACUGAUGGAGAAGACGGCGGUUUUGCUUCCCACACUAUAAGACAGACUUUACUGGCGGAAGGGGUGAGAGUCCACACAGUGGCUAUAGGAGAUGACGCUUACGGUGAACUGAAUACAGUAUCUCUGGAAACAGGAGGCCGUGCUUUCUCUUAUGGUGAUAAUGAUGGCUCUGCUAGUCUAACCACUUCUCUCAGUGAAACUGUUCGGAGCUGUAAAGGAACAAAACGCGUAGAGCUUUGUGCAAUAGGUGCUACUCUUGGCGACGGAGACGUGAAAUCAGGACACAUCGAUAUUGAUCCCUCGAUAGGCUUCAGGACCCAGUUCAUAGUAACUUACACUGAAGGCUCAGAUGUCACACCAGGAGUUACACUUACCCUAACCCAGCCGAACAACACGACUAUAUCGCCUGGUAGUCCUGAAUAUAGUGACAAUGUCCAAAGGAAGGUCAUCAACGUUGUAAUCGACGGUAAAGCAGAGUCCGGCAGAUGGUUUUAUCAAAUUGAAAACAAGUAUCCUGGAACACAGUCUGUGACAUUUUCCGGCUAUUCUUCACCAAAUCCCGAAGAGGCGGAAGAAGAAAACGUUAUAAUUGUGAAGUCCUACACCAGCACUUCGAUCUUAGAACAAUCUGAGAAUUUAAAAGCACUUGUCACAUAUGCGGAGGUCACAAAAGGGUCCCUGCCUGUUAUAAAUGCAUCCAUCCAAGCAAGUGUGGAACGACCGGGAGGUGAUAUUAUAACAUAUGAUCUCCUAGACAAUGGUGCAGGUGCCGAUAUCACUGCAAAUGAUGGUGUGUACAGCCGAUCAUUUCUUGACUACACUGGGGAAGGUUACUAUGGUAUCAGUAUCACGGCAGAGAAUGAUGGAAAUGCUAUGGUCUUGGUUGGUUCACAAGGGUCGCCAGCAAUGCCCUUCAUCAACAUCACAGAUGACGGUUACGUGGUCUCAGAUACAUCUAUAGGAAACUACACCAUACCACUUCCAGGAGAUAAUAUAUUCGACAACUUGGUGUUGGAGAAAGCGGCGCCUUUUACCAGAAGCUCGUCAGCCGGUUCCACCAAUGUCCCGACUCUUCCACAGAAUUUUACACCGGGCCAAGAUCAGUUCCCACCAAACCGAGUCCAUGAUCUUCGGGUUAAACUGACAUCUCUUAACGAUUCAUCCGUGGUUCUUACCUGGACUGCACCGGGUGAUGAUCUAGAUACGGGAACUGCUGCAUCUUAUGACAUCAGAGUAUCACAGUCUUCAGCGUUAAUUUUGGCAAAUUUUUCCGAUGCAACCCGAGUGGAAUUCCAUCAGGUUCUGCGAGGGAAUAUGUCAAGUCCCAAACAAUUUGGAUCAGUAGAAGAAUAUGUGAUCAGGGUUGAGGACGUCCCAGGUGUCACAUCAUUCUCGUAUGCAUUUGCUCUCCGAGCCUCUGAUGACGCGGGUCUGACUAGUCCACUUUCUAAUGUCGUGAUGGCAACAUUCAGGAGGGUGAUUCCUACAGCACCUGCCCCAACUGUUGGUCCAUGUAAUGGCAUGCUAUGUCAUAAUGGAGGCACUUUGCAUCAGAGUAAUUGCUCUUGUUUGUGCUCAGAUCAGUCGAAGGGAGAAAAUUGUCAAUAUGUGAAGUCACAACUCAGAAAUGGAGUCCAGAUCGAUCUUCGUGGGAACACUACUCAGUGGACAAACAUUGUGGAUCCCCUACUCGAAUCAGUGACACAACUGUUCAACAUCUUCUGCAACAAUAAUUUCGACGUCUGCUGCCAAGGCGAGAGAAAGGUUGCAAGUGGAAGUACAAAGAUUGAGUUUGUAACGAGAAAUGAUAUAAAGCUUGCUGACGGAUAUCCGGUUAUCAAAGGAACGGCAGAUGACGGAGAACCGUAUUUGAGCUCGUUUGUCGUGUAUGGUAUUAAAGCCGCUGGCCAAGAUUUUUGUUCCGAAGCUUCAGGAUUACUAACAAAAUGGAAACGAGAAGUUAUAUCAAAUGUCAAGAGACGAUCCGUUGAGCAUACGUUCAUCUCCAAACAUCUGUUGUUUGAAGCCAUUUUGAGUGGCCGUCUAGCCAUAUCUACCCACCUGCGAAACACCUCAUCAAGGGAUAUCUCUAUCGUUAAUAUUACCCUACCUGUCCGAGAGAAUAAUACAGUUCCAGCAGACACCAAACCACAAGGAACAGCAGCCAUUAUUGUAAUUAUCUGCAGUUUGAUCUUCUUAAUUGUAUUUAUUCUUCUGGGAGUCGCUUAUUACUACAAAAGGUUCAGGAGGAACAUUUUGGACCUAGCUGAAGCAGCCAAAGGUGAACCAGAACACUGUGGCAAAACUGGGAUUGAGAAUGUGAACAAUUCAUCCGGAGUUCCGAAAUGCAGAAUGAGGAUGGUUGAUGUGGAAGAUCAGAUUUAAGAGUCUCUCCAAACAAGAUUUUGGCCAAGCUUAUACGUUCGUUGAUUAUGGCCAGAAGGUGCCUGGAAAUGUCUGGCUAUAUUCGACAGAUUCUAUAGGAUCUCGAUCACGUAGUGGAUUUCCAAACCUGGUACUAUAUUAAAUGAAUUUGAUUAAAAAUAGUACAGUGCGUCCCAAAAAAAACUAUACACUUUUGAAAUGGCUGCCAAAUAAAAAAUGUAGCACUUUGGGGAAAAAGACUUACAUAUAUGGAAAGCCAAUAAAGUCAACUUUCAAAUGACACAAAAAAGUUGGAAAACUAUUCAUGCUUGAGCGAGCACUGCCCACUGAAACAAAGGGUAUGAAAAUUAGGGUGGGCUGGAAUUAGCCUUCCGAUUUAUGUAAGUUUUUGAGAGGCAAAUCCUUUCGAACUUGCAAAGUUAAGGGCGAUGUGAUAAAUUAAUGAUCAACCAUGACCAGUUUUGGUUGCUUAAGCAAAUUUUAUAAAUUAUUAAAUUGAACUUUAAUGCAUGAGUGAACACAAGUUAGACUUUUUGGGGAGCAUUUAAACUUUAUCAUUUGGAUCUCUUUUUGGGCAGCAUUUCAAAUUUAUCAUGUGGAUCUCAGCAAUGUGUUCAUGGGCGUCGGGAGAAUAGGGGGUGAGAUAGGACUUAAGUCAGAGAAGUAGGUUGAUGGAAUAAGGGUCAACAGAACAUUCAGCCCCCGCCCCCUCCCUCUCUCCCGCCCUCCCUCCUGUUGAGAGACUGAUGGCUAUUGUCAUGUACGCGUGAAGUCCAGAGCAGAAUGUUGAUUUAAUGAUUAAUUCUGAAUUGGGACAUCAACUUUUUCCUAUCAAUCAUUUAAUCAACAAUUUAUCAGUAAAUCAACUUAUUCAAUGUGCAAUGUGAUCAAUCAAACAUUCAGUUUUUUUUCAAUUAAUUAUUUCAUUAAUCAUCAUAAUCAUUAAAUUUCUUGGUAAUCAUUGAAAAAAAAAACUGACCAUCAGCCACCGGUCACUUGGCAGUUAAGUUUUGAAUAGGCUACAAAUGAUGCAGGAAGUGAGACAGAGAGAGGGGGGGGGGCUGGGAAAUGGAGGUGGAGAGGGGAGGGUACAUAUGACUUUUAAUUUGUAAAAGGAAAAAAAAGAAGAGGAAUGCCCUUUUAACCAAGUCUUAGCAUAUCUCGCCCUCUUGCUUGUAACGGGUACCAUCACAUUACUCUGACUCUCACGAACACACUUCUGAGGUUCACAAGAUGAAUAUGCAACAAUAAAAUUAAAAUUCCUGUUCACUCAUGCAUUAAAUUACAAUUUAGUAACUCAUGAAAUUUGCCUAAGAAACCAAAACUUAUCUCACUCAUUAAUUUAGCUUAACAAGUUCCAAAGGACUAACCACUCAAAAAAACUGUAAGGCUAAUUCCUGCCCAUCCUACUUUAGCUGAGCUUAGUUUCUCAGGAGGAGAUAAGCGGGGGGGGGGUGAGAUUGAGAGAGGGGUUGCUAAAUGUUCUGUUGACCUUUAUCCCAUCAACGUACUUCACCUACCUAAGUCAUAUUACCCCCUCUUCUCCUGACUGUCGUGAACACAUUGUUGAGACCCACAUGAUAAGACAAAAUGCUGCACCCAAUUCAUGAUCACUCAUGCAUUAAAUUUCAAUUUAAUAACGCAUUAAAUUUUCACAAACAACAAACUGAUCACAACUGAUCUUUAAUUCACCAAAUAACCAUCAACUUUGCAAGUAC
Molecule: messenger RNA, 5812 nt
Organism: Lytechinus pictus (painted urchin)
Lineage: Eukaryota; Metazoa; Echinodermata; Echinoidea; Temnopleuroida; Toxopneustidae
Product: calcium-activated chloride channel regulator 1-like
Exons: 20
Coding region: 390-4094 (1234 amino acids)
Source: RefSeq, a predicted model, not a curated record